Molecule: messenger RNA, 1533 nt
Organism: Yarrowia lipolytica CLIB122
Lineage: Eukaryota; Fungi; Ascomycota; Dipodascomycetes; Dipodascales
Biological process (GO): regulation of transcription by RNA polymerase II; protein demethylation
Molecular function (GO): histone demethylase activity; transcription coregulator activity
Source: RefSeq, a predicted model, not a curated record
AUGCCCAACCGUUGCGACUUUUGUACCAGCAGUUCCACCAAGGAUAAACAGCAGUGGACACAAUGCGAUGGCUGUGAUAGAUGGGUACAUGACGUGUGCGUCAGCAUAACAGACCCCGUAUCCUACGCCAAGUACCAUUGUCCAACAUGCACGAAGACAAAGGGCCCAUCCCUCUACAAACGUCAGUCUAAACGAAAGAAAAUCGACAUCGACUACGCGGCUAUGCAUUCUGGCAAUGUUGACAUGAGUUUAAGAACUCGCCACGUCCACAGCUCGCGGUUUACAGACGUCGCUGCUUCAGCGCAAAACAAGGAACCUUUCAAACGGGUUUCAGGCACAGAAUUGACUUUGGAUUGGGCACAGAGCUCAGAUGGCCUCAAUGAGCCUGUCAUCGUUCCCAAAGAGUACAAGGACACCCUUGGUAUGUAUAUCCCAGAAGAUCUUACCGUCAGACAAGUAGCGGAGGCUGUGGGUAUGGAGUCUCCUGUUGAGGUCAUCAAUGUGGUGUCUCAGAAUGGAUCUCCAGGAUGGAACAUGGGGAAGUGGACAGAGUACUACGAAGAUAUUGAAGGUCGGGACACGAUUCUCAAUGUCAUAUCACUCGAGAUCAGUGCCUCCGCGCUAGGCAAGACCAUUGUUCGUCCUACCCUGGUCCGUGAACUGGAUUUGGUGGAUAGGGUAUGGCCGACAAACACUGACGCUGCUAGGGAAUCCAAACCUCGAGUGUCUCUGUACGCCUUAAUGAGCGUGGAGGACUCCUUCACAGACUUCCAUAUCGACUUUGCAGGCUCCUCUGUGUUCUACCAUGUUCUCAAAGGGCGGAAAUCUUUCAUGUUCAUUCGACCAACAGCGCGAAACCUUGCAGCGUACUCCCAAUGGUGUCUCUCCGCUGACCAGAAUGUGGUAUUUCUGCCUGAUGUCUUGUCUCCUGACUCCGACAUUUACACCGUUCAUCUGUCGCCUGGUGAUACCAUGUACAUUCCAUCUGGUUGGAUCCACGCAGUUCAUUCCCCUCAGGACUCUCUAGUGGUCGGUGGAAACUUCAUCACUCCUCUAAACAUGAAGACUCAGAUUGAUAUCGCUGGCAUUGAGGUCAGAACGAAGGUUCCCAUGAAGUUCAGAUACCCGUUGUUUGCUGGUGUCAUGUGGUACUACGUGCUUCAGCUUUUGGCAAACCCCGAACGUCUUAACACUAUGUCUACCAAGGAGCGUGAUGGGUUAAAUUCUGUAGCUGAAUACCUUAGUGGAUUCAUCAAAACAAUGUCCCCUACGAUGAAGGAUGUUCAAUACCGACGCUUCGUUGCGAACUUUCCAAUGGAGAUUCGUCCGUUUCCUGGUAAGACCCUAUUGGACUACUGUGCGAUGUUAGACUUCUACCCCAAAGGAGUUCAAGAAACUGUCGACAUUGAUAUUAGGAAGAAGAAAGGAGAGUCAAAAGAGAAACACAAGAUCGAAUCCCAAUUACCUGAAGAGAAGAUUUUACAAGGAUCUAAACUGGAGUCCAAGGAGGAAGUCCAGACUGAAAACUUCUGA